CAGUUAAAAUCGGCUCAAGCUAGAGCUUCCUGUUGGAACGUACUUUAGGCUAUCAUUGGUUACCUACCAGUAACCUAUGAAUCUGACCACUGAUUUUCAGGUGUAGGCUAACGCCCGAAGACUAAAACGUGUUUCAGAAAAUUCGACGUGAUAUUCGUCAUGCAGGCAGUCGAACGUUUUCUCGAAACCCUUCAAGGUUUGGACCAACAACAAAUACAGCUAUCUUUGUCAGCAGUAGGGGUUGGACUUGUAACAUGGCACCUGAUAUACAAGAAAAAGGUUUCAAAGACCAUCCCCUUGGGUCAGGGUUGGUGGGGGAGAGGUGAAAGAUCACUCAGUGAAGAUGAGACAAUACAUCCUUUCACAGUAGAGGCUUCUGAGGAAGAAAUCGAGGACCUUUAUAGACGUAUUGAUCAAACAAGGUAUACUGAGCCACUGGAAGAUGGGCGCUUCCAUUAUGGCUUCAAUUCUGUUUACCUCAGAAAGGUUGUGUCAUAUUGGAGAAAUCAAUUUGACUGGAAGAAACAGGUGAAGAUGCUGAACAAGUAUCCACAUUUCAAAACCAAAAUAGAAGGACUGGAUAUCCACUUCAUUCGUGUGCGUCCACAGUAUCGUGAAGGACAGAGGGUCUUGCCUCUCAUGCUAGUCCAUGGAUGGCCAGGUUCUUUCUUUGAGUUCUACAAGAUCCUUCCGCUGCUCACAGAGACACGGGAUGGCCUGGCAUUUGAAGUCAUCUGUCCCUCUAUCCCAGGAUACGGCUACUCAGAAGCCCCACAAAAACAGGGAUUUAACUCGAUGGACGCUGCUCGAGUCUUUCUGAAGCUGAUGGAGCGCCUGGGAUUCACAGAGUUCUACCUUCAGGGGGGUGACUGGGGCUCUCUCAUCACAACCAAUAUGGCCCAGAUGAAGCCUGAAUGCGUCAAAGGCCUCCACUUGAACAUGCUUGCUGUCACAAGGGGAGGUCUUGGUAUGCUGCUGUCUCUGAUCAUUGGACCAUACCUGCCUUUCCUGGUUGGCUUCACACGUGAAGAUGUCCGUCGGCUCUUCCCAUACUUUGAAAAGAAUGUGUAUGAGAUGUUGAAGGAGACGGGAUAUUUGCAUAUUCAGGCCACUAAGCCAGACACAGCAGGCUGUGGUGUGAACGACUCCCCAGUUGGGCUGGCUGCCUACAUUCUGGAGAAAUUCUCCACUUGGACUGACAAGCAGAACAGAGACCUAGAGGAUGGGGGCUUGGAGAGGAAAUAUUCCCUGGAUGACCUUCUCACCAAUAUUAUGAUCUACUGGACCACUGGAACUAUUGUCUCCUCAAUGCGCUUCUAUAAAGAGAACCUGAAAUCUAAUCCUGAGAAGAGAAUAGACAGCAGGACUGGCAUUUAUGUGCCGAUGGGAUUUGCUGCUUUCCCCCAAGAGCUGCUGCACUGCCCCCAGGCCUGGGCCUGCUGGAGGUACAAGGACAUCCGCUCCUACUCCUACAUGUCCAGUGGGGGGCACUUCGCUGCCUUUGAGGAGCCCAAGCUGUUGGCAGACGACUUUGUGCAGUUUGUGAAAAAGGUGGAAUGCAAAAAGUUAUGAAUUGUAUUAACUUUUAGUUAGUUUAGUUUGCGAUGAUAAAAUUAAUAAAAACCAAAACCAAGAUAACCAAAAUUCACAAUAAGAAAGAGUAAUGCACUUUUUUACUGCACUUUAAUAUAAAAAAAGAUGUUUGUUUAACCAUUUUAUUAGCGUGGACAAGGCAGUACCAUUCAGUCCUUCUUUGUGAUCAGUAGGGUAGAGCUCAGUAGUGCUUUAGGGCUGACAUGUGAAAGAUUAUGUAUUAAGUUUGUUUGUUAAAUUGUAAAAUAAAUACUACAGUUGUAGUAAA
Sardina pilchardus (European sardine) is the source of this 1861-nucleotide messenger RNA. Its product is annotated as epoxide hydrolase 1-like. Bases 160 to 1572 code for a protein of 470 amino acids. The transcript has 9 exons. Gene Ontology annotation, molecular function: epoxide hydrolase activity. The record is from RefSeq and is a predicted model, not a curated record. NCBI's taxonomy places the organism in Eukaryota, Metazoa, Chordata, Actinopteri, Clupeiformes, Clupeidae. Gene Ontology annotation, biological process: epoxide metabolic process; arachidonate metabolic process.